Messenger RNA from Dufourea novaeangliae, 2336 nucleotides. RefSeq names its product nuclear pore complex protein Nup54-like (gene Nup54). Gene Ontology annotation, biological process: nuclear pore organization; NLS-bearing protein import into nucleus; protein localization to nuclear inner membrane. The record is from RefSeq and is a predicted model, not a curated record. The transcript has 5 exons. NCBI's taxonomy places the organism in Eukaryota, Metazoa, Arthropoda, Insecta, Hymenoptera, Halictidae. Bases 74 to 1963 code for a protein of 629 amino acids. Gene Ontology annotation, cellular component: nuclear pore; nuclear pore central transport channel. Gene Ontology annotation, molecular function: structural constituent of nuclear pore.
UUUAUACGAAAUUGUAAGGCGCGCGCGGUAAAGUGUGUUUUCGUUGUGCGUUGAUUUCAUUUUAGUUUGAGAAAUGUCAUUUGGCACGGGAUUCGGAGUCGCAACUUCGACGCCUGGUUCUGCGUUUAGUUUUGGUUCCACGGCUUCUACUGCGGCCACGCCAGUGAAACCAGGAUUUGUGACACCAUCCUUCGGAUUCAAUACACCAGCUACUUCGGCUCCCAGCCUCUUUGGUGCUUCUUCCACCCCAGCAACUGGUGGCUUUGGCACAGGCACUGGAUUUGGGACACCAGCUGCCACUGGGUUCGGUAAUACAUCCACAACUGGAUUUGGUACUACACCUGCAUUUGGAACCACACCCACAAGUGGAUUUGGAUCCACUCCUGCAUUUGGUAGCACAUCUGUGCAAGCAGGCACUGGAUUUGGAUCAACUUCAACCUUUGGUAGCACUCCUGCUUCUACUGCAGCCUUUGGAGGAUUUGGAAAUACCACCACAACAUCGUCUUUAGGCUUUGGUAGUUUCAGUGGAUUUGGAACAGCGACAACUACUUCUGCACCAUCCUUCUUCGGAGGAUUUGGUACUGGAAGUACAGCCCCCACUGGUUUUGGUGCAUCUACAGGUUUUGGUGCAUUUGGAACAAAACCAACAACUACAACUACCACCACUGGUUUUGGUGGUUUUGGCGCAGGUAUAGGAUUUACAGGCUUUGGAACUGGACUUGCUCAGCCUCAACAACAACAACCAUUUCAGCAACAACAACAGCAACAAUUACAACAACAAACUAUUAAUACUAUAUCAGAAGCGCUGUAUAAUGCUGUUUUUAAUUGUCAAUUGUACAACGACGAACGUGACAAUAUUAUUGCCAGAUGGAAUCUCAUACAAGCCUUGUGGGGCACUGGGAAGGCUUACUACUCUAUGAAUGCACCACCUAUAGAGCUCAAUCAAGAAAACCCAUUAUGUAGAUUUAAGGCUAUUGGGUACAGUCGCAUGCCUGAAGCAGAUAACAACGACGGCCUGGUUGUUCUUUGUUUCAAUAAGAAAAAGAACGAUGUAAAAGAGGGGGAGACACAAUUGAUCGGCUUUUUAAAUAAUAUCUUAGGAAAUAAACCAAAUUUAUCACUGACGAUAGACAACAUCAAGGCAACUGGGGAAGAAAAAAGUCAGGUGACUAUCUUUGUCACGGAGAAGGGAAUUACUGGAGCUCCCAGGAAAAUUCCCGCCAAUGAGUUGGUUACGUAUUUAUCGCAACCAAUGCAGAAGCAGCAGUUAAUGCAGAAUGGUGUAGAAGACAUGUUGCCUUUAGUAAAACUAGAUCCCGUGCAACUGAAAGAAUAUUUAGACAAUCCACCCUGUUCGAUCGAUCCUAGAUUAUGGAAACAAGCGCAACUCGAUAAUCCUAAUCCAGGAAUGUACAUACCUGUGCCAAUGAUCGGCUUUCAGCAAGUGAAACACAGGUUGAAGUGCCAAGAAGAAGAAACAAGUAGGCACAGAAAUUUCCUAGAUAUGGCAUCCGAAGAAAUACAAAAUCUCCAGAGGCAACAUACAGCGAUACAGUCUAGGCUUAAAGAGCAUAGGAGAAACCUGUUGGAACUUCAGCAUAGGGUACUGCAAGUAUUGGUACGACAGGAAAUAACUCGGAAAGUUGGGUUGUCCUUGCAGUCGGAAGAAGAAGUUCUAACGCGUAGGUUCGAAACCAUGCACUCACAGAUCAGUGCUCCAACUCAGUUCAAAGGUAGAAUUAGUGAAAUGCUAUCUCAAUUAAGAAUGAGAAAUCAUAUAGAUACCCAAAACCAGGAAAGAUACGCGAUGGAUCCUAUAGCACAGGACGAUAUAAAGGCGUAUCUUAGUAUGGAGCAACAGGGCAUGGCGCAAUUGAUUUCAACGAUACACUCCGAUCUAGAAAGCUUAAAAAUAAUCAAAGACGGCAUGUCCGACCUCUUGAUGGGUCACAGUAUAUCGUGAGAGUUAUAUUUAGUACAUUAUUCAGGUGAUUUUUAUCAAAAUGUUCACGACGACAUAACUAUUGUUUUCGUCGAUGAUAGACUCUCAGAAACUUGGAAAAGAUACGUUAACAAGAAAUUCCUUGCACCUCCCAAGUUUGGUGCCAUAUUUAUUGUGUUUUCACCUCUCAGCUUCCGAAGGUUAUAUUUUUUUAUUAGGAAAGAUUUAUUUACCCUAAUAAAUAAUGUUGCCAACGUGAAAAGUUAUCAACUUUUCACCUGUUACACAGCCGUUGUCCAUAAAGCUUUCGCCAGUGGGACACUCGAAGAAAGCGUUAUCGAGACACGUUUAUAUUUCAAGUAUCAAAGAUGAGGAAAACAGGCGUUCGUUAUAU